Molecule: messenger RNA, 3265 nt
Organism: Drosophila sechellia
Lineage: Eukaryota; Metazoa; Arthropoda; Insecta; Diptera; Drosophilidae
Exons: 3
Coding region: 158-2989 (943 amino acids)
Source: RefSeq, a predicted model, not a curated record
UUUGCAACCCUGGCACCAGACAGAGAAAAAUUCGGGGAAAGGAAAGCAUUUUUUGGGCCGCGCUUGUUGUGUUGGAAAAAAUCGCAGAGAAGCCAGUUAAUUGGAAGCAGCGGCGAGCGCUCGACGAUAAGGUAACUCCGGGCAAGGACUAUUCGGAAUGGACUACCGCCAAAUGAAGAACGACGCUUACGGCAUUGGCCAGCGACGCGGAAUGGGGAGCUCCAGCGGCGUUGGUGGUGGUGGAGGAGGCGGCGGCGGCGGAAUGUAUUCCUCAAACUACGGCGGAGGUGGUAGUGGCGCCAACUUCGGCGGAGGCGGCAAUACCAGUGGCGGAGGAGGCUACGGCGGCGCUUCCGGUGGCGGAGGCUAUGGCGUCAACCGGAAUUCCAGUCCAGAUGGUGGCAACUUCAGUCGCGGCGGUGGCAACUACAACAACAACAGCAACAGUGGCGGCAACAACAGCUACCCACGUUCCGGAGACGGAGAUCGGAGCGGUUUCAAUCCGAGCAGCAACCAGCGUUUCGGCGAUAAUUUCCAGGACAAAUUUCGUGGCGGCCCGUCCUCCAAUUUCGGCCAAGUGAACAGGGGACCAUCCAAUCCGAGCAGCGUAGCCCGCUUGCUGGAGGUGGAGAACCGUAUGGACCGCAAUACGGAUGACAACUAUCGAGGUCCCCAGUCGCAGGGAAGCGGCGAUAGGUUUUUCAACGAUGAACCCAGAAAUCAGGGAUCAUUCGGUAAUUUCGGUCCCAACGAUGGAGUCCCAUUUGGCGGCAACAAUGCUCCCUCUUUUGGUGGAAAUAAUGGACCCGCUUAUGGGGGCAAUAGUGGACCUUCCUUUGCAGGAAGCGAUGUCCCUUUUGGUGGAAACACUGGUCCUUCGUUUGGAGGAAACAAUCAACGCAACUUCAACAAUGACAAUUUCCCAAAUAGAGGUACUAACUUUGAUGACCAGCGUUCCGGUUUCAAUGAUUCCUACGGUCGCGGCAGCUUUGGCCAGAACCCUGGAAACUUUGGGGACAACAAUAGGGAUAUAGGAAACUUUAACAACCGCGGACCGGCUGGAGGAGGAUCCGGAGGCCCAGGCUUUAAUCCAAACUCUGGUGGCAACUUUGGCAACAAUAAUUCCGGAGGCGGCUUUAGCAACAACUUUGGCCAGAACUCUGGAAACUUUGGGGACAACAAUAGGGAUAUAGGAAACUUUAACAACCGCGGACCGGCUGUCGGAGGAUCCGGAGGGCCAGGCUUUAACCCGCACUCUGGGGGCAACUUUGGCAACAACAAUUCUGGAGGCGGUUUUAGCAACAACAUUAGUCGCACCUUCCAGGACUCUCGCAAGAACUGGAACAAAUCACAAUCCUCAUCGUUCCCGAACUCUGGCUAUCAAUCGAACAGUGGUGGUAGUGGCGGCGGUGGUGGAAGAGGCGGCGGUGGUGGAAGAGGCGGCGGUGGUGGAGGAGGUGCCGGCGGCUCUGGAUGGGAAGCUAGUCAGCGCGCCUUCAACUCGAAGCGCAAUCAGCUGCAGAAGAUGAAUCUGAACAACGGCGGAUCUGUUCGAAAGUCAGCUCCACAGCCAGCCGCCAAGGCGGUCCAGAACUUGCGCAACAAUCCUCAGAAGGCUGAAAUCGUUAAAAGCGCGGGCUCGCCCACUCUGACCAACAACAAGCCCGCCAACCUGCGUCCGGGCAAUGCGACCGGAGUACAAAAAAAGGUGCCCGUUGCAGCACCAAAUCAGUAUAAAGUCAAUAACUUAACACCCAAUUCGAGUACGGUUGCGAUCACCAACAAGAAGCCACCGGUGGCUGCACCAGCCGUGAGGACCAGACCGCAGGCAAACAGGACAGGACCACAGGGACUAAGAACUGGACCACAGGGAUUAAGAACUGGACCUCAGGGCUUGAGAACUGGACCACAGGGAUUGAGAUCUGGACCACAGGGUUUGAGAGCUGGACCACAGCUGCAGAAGUCGGGACCACUGGCACCUAGGACUGGCCAGCAGGCAGUGAAAGGUGGACCACAAGGAGGCAAACCAGCAGGAGUGCCCAAUAGGCCACCAAAUGCUCCUGGAUUGCCCGUCCCAAUUAGUCAGAAGCGAGUUGCCCCACCUCCACCGCUGGAAACGGAGGCUGCCUCCAAGUCGGUCAAGAAAUGGCGACGCGUGGCACGCAAGCGCGGUUUCCUUAUUGGCGGAUUCAAGAUUCCCUAUCUCAACGAUCAGCCGAAGAAGCUCCCACAGCCGGAGGCAGACUCAUAUGCAUUGACCUUCUUCGAACAAACCUUCAAUUACAGUACAAACCAGGACGCCACCGAGGAGGACUUCGUAGAGGCGGCCGUAGUGCUCAACGAAGAUUCGGAAGACGAAUCGGUGGCCGACGACGCCAAGUCGGCACGCAAGAUUGCAAAGCGCAACAGGAAACGCAUACGGUCCGAUUGGGCACCGCUUAACGAAUCGAAGAAAUAUAAUGAUUGGGGCAACUGGUGGAAGGACUACAAGAAUGUUGGCGAGGAGAUCGACCAGCAGCUGUUGGAGUGUGGCAACUUGAACCUCGAGCAUUGCUUCCUACCCAAUCUGCCCAAGCUCACCACAGAGCAGGUGGUUUGCGCUAUCAUAAAGUCGGCACACUUCGGUCUCGAGAAGAAUGCCGACGUGCCGUACGACACAAUGAAGACGAUCUUUACGUUGAUGAACCGCACCUUCCUGGAUAACCUUACGGAGUUGAACAUGGUGGAGAUACAGGACAUCAUUCGCGGCAUACCCAAUGACCUGUGGGUUUACAAAUUGCGCAGCAUGGUCUUCCUGUGGGCCAAGUACAAGGCCAUUACCAAUUCCAAGUCCACCGCCGAGGACGACGUCAAGGAUCAGCAGGCGAUUGCGCGCGAAUGGAAGAGUCCAUGCUUCCACUGGCUGGCCAAACAGGCUUUCGACGAGCUUGUGGCAAUCAGCGAAACCGAAUGGAAAGACCAUCGUACUGUCUUUCCCUCUAUAGAGUAAUGUAAUUUGGAAACUAGACAUCCCCUCCUUCUCAACAGCCGCACAUGCGCUGGACCCAUCAGAGGAGGGAACAGAGCGUAGGUUCUUCUUCAGCAUUAUUUUAUGGAUUGUACGAGUCUGCAUCUAGUUGUAUUAGAGACCUUAAUUAUUGCACACACGAAGAACCAUCCUCCUGACUUUAAGAUGUAGAUUGUAAUUAUGUCGCAAUGCUUUUACAAAUAAAUAACUUACCCAGAGGGGCGUCUCUUGCGCCCUGGGAAACAACUAUAAUACUGA